Molecule: messenger RNA, 1270 nt
Organism: Xyrauchen texanus (razorback sucker)
Lineage: Eukaryota; Metazoa; Chordata; Actinopteri; Cypriniformes; Catostomidae
Product: urotensin-2 receptor-like
Exons: 2
Coding region: 113-1270 (385 amino acids)
Biological process (GO): regulation of blood pressure; blood vessel diameter maintenance; neuropeptide signaling pathway
Cellular component (GO): membrane
Molecular function (GO): urotensin II receptor activity
Source: RefSeq, a predicted model, not a curated record
GCAAAUUAGGGCUACACACGGUUGGACUGUAUGCACAUUUGAGUGCGUUAUCUGGAUUUGCACGUUAAUUAGCUAUUAAGAUUUUCUGGGAUACGCAUUUGGUUUUUGGAACAUGGCAAUGUCAGAGGACAACACAUUUUUUGAAAUGGGGACAGAUGAUAAUUUUGCACUUGGAUUGCGCAUUCAGGUGAAUAUGUCUUCAAACGUUUUUUCCAACGCAUCACCAACUAUAACAGGACCUUCCAAAGAUGCGCCCGUGUCCUCUUUUGACAUCCUGAUAACAUCUAUACUCGGCACACUUUUGACCUGCAUGUGUUUGGUUGGUGUGAUCGGAAACCUUUACACUCUGAUCAUCAUUAACAUCUCCGUCCGAGUGACUGGAUCCAUGUAUGUUUACAUUGUAAACUUGGCACUUGCGGAUCUGCUGUACCUCUCCACCAUUCCGUUUGUGCUUUGUACCUAUUUUGUCAAGGACUGGUACUUCGGCGACAUCGGGUGUCGUGUUCUGUUCAGCCUGGAUUUCCUCACCAUGCACGCCAGCAUCUUUAUCCUGACCAUCACGAGCACGGAGAGAUACCUCGCUGUGGUGAAUCCGCUGGACACCUUCGGUCGCUCCAGGCGCUACAGACGCGCGGUCACUUGCAUGGUCUGGCUCAUUUCUUUUAUCCUGUCUCUACCGACCAUGAUCAUGAUUGAUCUGAAGAGAGACGUGCACAACGGCGUAGAGAAACGCAUGUGCCACCCGACUCUGCAGAUCUCCGCGUACAAGGUGUACCUGACUGUCCUGUUCAACACUUGCAUCUUGGCUCCUGGCUUCAUCAUUGGCUAUCUCUAUCUGAAGUUAGCCAGGACCUACUGGGUAUCACAAACCUCUGUGUUCUCAUCCAGAAAAAUGAAUACGUGUCCUAAGCAAAAGGUCCUGUAUCUGAUAUUUGGUAUUGUUCUUACCUAUUGGGCAUGCUUUUUACCCUUUUGGUUAUGGCAGUUAUUAAGUAUCUAUUAUUUUGGGCAUGGGGGGCUGUCAAGCAGUACAGUUGUAUACAUUAACUUUGUUGUGACUUGUUUGGCAUACAGUAACAGUUGUAUCAACCCUUUCUUGUACACUUUGUUAACAAGCAAUUAUCAGGAAUAUGUGAGGGACAGCCAAAGGAGCAGCAUGACCUUUAAGAAAAGGCUCAGACAUUCAUCUCAAAGGUCCGUGUCAUCUGGGAGUCAGCAGUUUUGCAAUACUUUGACUAAUACGCAUCAUAAUGGCACCCUGGAUACUUAA